Messenger RNA from Liolophura sinensis, 2773 nucleotides. RefSeq lists its product as uncharacterized. The record is from RefSeq and is a predicted model, not a curated record. Lineage: Eukaryota; Metazoa; Mollusca; Polyplacophora; Chitonida; Chitonidae. Gene Ontology annotation, molecular function: DNA helicase activity; ATP hydrolysis activity. The transcript has 2 exons. Gene Ontology annotation, biological process: DNA repair; telomere maintenance. The coding region runs from base 187 to 2628 and encodes 813 amino acids.
GUGCUGCAAGAGAUCGUGUCUUCUGUACAGAAACAUAGUAGCCUUCAUUCUAAGAGCUGUCGAAAAAAAGGUACGAACUGCAGGUUUAACUUUCCAAGACCACCAAGUAAGUACACAUUCAUCUCUAGGCCAAGCUCUUCAGAUGUUCACAACAAUGAUUGUAAUGAAGCAUCGAUAGAAAGGGAGAUGAAUUGUGAAGAGGCUAAGCGAAUCCUUGAAGCGUUGUGGGAGGCUCUCUCAAAUCAAGAACAUGCUUUUGGGAACACAGAAGAUUUGUUCACUGCUGUUGGAAUAAACCAAGAUCAGUUCCAGGAAGCAUACACGAUGCUGUCAAAGCGGGCUAGUGUUGUGCUCAGACGAGGCCUGGAUGAUGUAUGGUUGAAUCAGUACAAUCCUGACCUUCUGCGUGCAUGGAAUGGGAAUAUGGAUAUUCAGUUUGUGCUCGAUGCUUACUCUUGCAUUGUAUACAUUAUAUCAUAUAUUUCUAAGUCAGAAAGAGAAAUGGGUCUUCUUCUGGAACAGGCAAGAAAGGAAACUUUGAAUGGAAAUGAAGACACUAAACAAGCAUUGAAGAAACUUGGAGCAGUUUAUCUUCAGAGUAGGGAAGUAAGUGCUCAAGAGGCCGUGUUUCGAGUCUGUAACCUGCACUUGAAGGAAUGUUCAAGACUUGUUCAGUUUAUUCCUGUUGGUGAUGCCAUAAAAAUGAGUCUGCCCCUGAAUGUGAUCCAAAACAAGCUCAGUGGUGGGGAUUUAAAUGUAGACGAUGUGUGGAUGACAAGCAUAAUUGACCGUUACAAGAACAGACCAGAUGGUGAUGAAUUUGAAGCUAUGUGCUUGGCAACAUUUUGUUCCGAAUUCCGAGUUCUGCCGAAGACAGAGAAAAUUUCCAGUAAAGCUCAAAAGGAGGGAUUGGUACAUAAACUGAGGGGUAACAUGGGGUACAUUCGUAGAAGAACACGAACCAAACCAGCUGUGGUAAGAUAUCCAAGGUUUUCACCAGAGAAUCAAUCAGAGAAAUAUUUCCAGAGCAUUUUACAACUGUUUUUGCCAUACAGAACAGACUCGCAGCUGAAACCUGAUGGGUUUAAUUCGUUUGAAUACUUUUUUGAGACUGGUGCUGUAAGUUUGCUGAAUAAUACUAGUGUUGAGCUUGUCAAGGACAUAGUUAACAGAAACAAGGCAUCAUUUGAAACAGAUGCUGAUGAAAUCACCAGAGCAGCGGAAAUUCUUGAAAUGGGUGGUCACUUAGAAGAUGCAUGGGCACAGAUGUAUCCUGAAACUGAAGCAGAAAGGAUUUCUUGUUUUGAAGAAAUUGAAGAGCUUGACAAGGUCCCUUGUGAGGCAAAAGACAUACCAGAUUUAGUACAGAAUCAGAAGUCUGAUUACACUAUUGAGCCUCAACAGGGAGUUCUAUCCGGGAGUGAAGCAAAAGAUCUUAUGCGAUCACUGAAUGAACGACAACUGGAGGUCUUCUACAAAGUUCGAAAGUGGUGUUUAGAGAAACUCAAUGAUCUGGAGACAGAACCUUUCUAUCUUUUCAUCACGGGAGGUGCAGGAACUGGCAAAACCCAUUUGAUUAGGUCUUUGCAUUUUGAAGCCAACAGGCUUUUAGCACGGUGUUUGUCAAAGCCAGAUGACACAUCAGUUUUAAUAACAGCUCCGACAGGUGUUGCAGCUUUUAACAUUAGUGCUUCAACCAUUCACAGUACGUUUAGUAUUCCUGUAGAUGUAAAAUUACCCUAUCAGCCAUUGGGAGAAGAAAAACUAAACACGUUACGUUCAAAGUAUAACAGCCUUCAAAUUUUAAUUAUAGAUGAAAUCUCUAUGGUGGAUCAUAAGUUACUUGCUUACAUCCAUGGAAGGUUACGACAGAUCAAGCAGUGUAAAGAUUACUCUCCAUUUGGAAAGGUGUCUGUGAUUGCUGUUGGAGAUUUCUAUCAAUUGCCACCAGUAAAGGGGAAGCCUUUAUACAAAGAUGACAUUGGAUUUAAUCUCUGGUCUGAGUUCAAAAUAGUGGAACUAACUGAAGUGAUGAGACAAAAAGAUCAAAGCUUUGCAAAUAUGUUAAACCGUCUUCGUAUCCGUAAAAAGACUGAGAGAAUCACAGCUUCGGAUAUUUGUAUGUUGACUAAGCGCGAGAACGGAGAUGAAGAAGGUGAUAUUCAUAUAUUUGCAACAAAUCAACAAGUUGCAGAAUUCAAUCUCUCUAAAUUGUCUCAAAGUGAAGAGGAAAUUUUUGCUUUUGAUGCUCAAGACUUUGAGAAGGAUCAAAGGACUGGAAAACUUCAGAAAAGAGACAAUCAGUUCAUAAGUACGGUGUAUUCUAAUUUGCCCAGAAAACUGUCUUUAACAGUAGGAGCACGAGUGUUACUUAUGAAAAACAUUGAUGUUUCUGAUGGUCUUGUGAAUGGAGUCUUUGGCACAGUCUCACAUAUUCCAUGUCCAGCAAGAGGUGAAGAUGUACCAAAUGUGAUUUAUGUUGUGUUUGACAGUGACAGAGUUGGUAUUAAGAUGAGGAGAGAAAGUCAAAUCCCUGAUUGUGUACCAUCCAGCAGUACACCAAUUCACCGGGUAGAAGAUAGAAAACUUGGCUGUCUUCUGAUGAGUCAAGAGAAGGACGAUACCUAGAGGGAUACACAUUUAACCAUAAGACCAGAUCUCAAAGCUAUGAUCAAAGCGAUCCAUUGUUCAAGGAGUUAAAACAACAAGCACAUGGAGGGGUUGGCAUUUUCCACAAAUCUGAUAUGAAAUGUGAAAUGUUGGAUCUCGCUAU